Molecule: messenger RNA, 2277 nt
Organism: Prunus mume (Japanese apricot)
Lineage: Eukaryota; Viridiplantae; Streptophyta; Magnoliopsida; Rosales; Rosaceae
Source: RefSeq, a predicted model, not a curated record
AUAAAAUAGAGAAAAAUAAAAGAAGAAGAAAAGAGAGCGCAGAAUCAGAAUUCUCAGAAUGUGAUUUGUCUAUCGCGGCAAUAUCUUUCCUUUGUUUAAUCAUUGCUGCCCUUUAAUUUCCUUGAAUCUUUUCCUUCCUCAAAAAUCAAAAGCCAGAGUUGCUUUCAGUAAGCUUUGUUCUCACUGUCUCAGUUCUUUACUCUCUCUCUCUCUCUCUCUCUCUCACUCUUUAUAGCUUCAAAACACAUACCCAACAAAGCAAGUUCUGCUGCUAUUCUGCCAUUCUCAUUUUUCUUCUUUUUCUUUAGAAUUUUAGUUGAGGGGCAGAGUUGUGAAAUGGAGAGAAAGCAGGGGUUUUUUUCGGCUUUGAAAGAGGAGGUGGUGAGGGGGUUGUCGCCGGGGAGGUCCAGGGCGAAAAGUCCGGCGAGGAGUGGGUCCCCAGUGUCGAGUUUGCUGAGGCGAAGGAGGAACCACCACGUGGCGCCGCCUGAGCCGUUCAUGAUUCCGAGAUCCGGGAGCUUGAGGCCCGCGGAGGCGUUGUCGCCGUUGAAGGAAGGGCCGGAUGGGACGGACGGUGGAGAUUCGAGGAUGGAGGGGAAGUGGGGCCACUGGAUGAAGGGACAGCUGUGCAGGGCUCCUUCGGUUUCGUGCUCAGCUUACAAAAGGUCGGAUCUGAGGUUGUUGCUUGGGGUCCUUGGUGCGCCGCUCGGCCCGGUGCACGUUAGCACCACCGAACCUUUGCCUCACCUUAGCAUCAAAGACACUCCCAUUGAAUCUUCAUCUGCUCAGUAUAUAUUGCAGCAGUAUACGGCAGCAUCAGGAGGGCAAAAGCUUCAGAACUCGAUCCACAAUGCUUAUGCUAUGGGUAAGGUCAGAAUGAUAGCUUCAGAGUUUGAGACUGCCAACAGGGUUGUGAAGAACCGGAAUUCCUCCAAAGCAGCGGAGUCUGGUGGCUUUGUACUGUGGCAGAUGCAUCCAGACAUGUGGUAUGUGGAGCUUGCACUUGGUGGCAGCAAGGUUCAUGCUGGUUGCAAUGGACAGCUUGUGUGGAGGCACACACCUUGGCUUGGUGCACAUGCUGCAAAAGGCCCUGUUAGACCCUUGCGACGUGCACUUCAGGGACUUGACCCAAGAACCACUGCCAGCAUGUUUACCAAUUCAAGAUGCAUUGGUGAGAAGAAUAUUAAUGGGGAGGAGUGUUUCAUCCUCAAGCUUUCUACGGAUCCUGUGACACUGAAAGCCAGAAGUGAAGGGCCUGCAGAGAUCAUUAGGCAUGUUUUAUUUGGCUACUUCAGCCAGAAAACAGGGCUCCUUGUACACUUGGAAGAUUCCCAUUUGACCCGCAUUCAGAACAAUGGAGGUGAUGCUGUCUACUGGGAGACCACAAUUAACUCAUUUCUCGAUGAUUACAGGCCGGUUGAGGGAAUUAUGAUUGCUCACUCAGGACGUUCGGUAGUAACUUUGUUCAGGUUUGGAGAAACUGCAUUGAGUCACACCAAGACCAGGAUGGAAGAAGCUUGGACAAUUGAGGAAGUGGCAUUCAAUGUCCCUGGCUUGUCAAUAGACUGUUUCAUCCCCCCUGCUGAGCUAAGAUUUGCUUCUAUGAGUGAAACCUGUGAGCUCCCUCAGGGUCAGACUGUAAAUAACACCAUGGCAGCAGCUGCGUAUCGAGCCAAAGUUGCUUCACUCGAGAGGUCUCAUCAAGGCAAUGUCAAUAAUGUGAUGUGGAAGAUGGAUGCUUAGGAGAGAGGGGAAGGCCAGAUUAUUACACGAGGCAAAGGGUCUCUAGUUGUAUGGACUGACACUAUCAAAGGUAGGUUUUGGUAACAUAGGGGAGCUGAGUUGAAUGCAGAACUUCUGCGUUGGAUCAAUAUAUUUUCAAACUUGUACAUAGUGAGUGGACGGUCGUCCUUAGAUUUUCUCAGGUGCCUGGAAAUUUUUUGUACUCGAGCAGAGUCGGGGCUUGGGUUUUUGGUGGAAGAUUGAGCUGUCUAAGGGAGCUCAUUUACUGACGAGAAUAUCAUGGAACACUUCUCUUGAGAUUCUUGAAUACUUCACACUUCUCUUGAGAUUCUUGAGUACUUCAACUAUGUGAUGGCCUUCAACACGGUACCUGCAGAUCAAUUACGAUUUAUGUAAAAUUCAUAUUAUCUAGGCUUUGAUGCAGAUUUGUACUUAAUUUCAGCUUGACUUGAAGGUUUUGCAUUGUACCUUUUAAUGGCAUGAAGUCUAAAGUGAUAGUGCAGUAAGAUCAAUACACAAGCUGGAUUUUCUUCU